Chionomys nivalis (European snow vole) is the source of this 5243-nucleotide messenger RNA. RefSeq names its product asparaginase and isoaspartyl peptidase 1 (gene Asrgl1). Bases 109 to 1071 code for a protein of 320 amino acids. Gene Ontology annotation, molecular function: asparaginase activity. The record is from RefSeq and is a predicted model, not a curated record. Lineage: Eukaryota; Metazoa; Chordata; Mammalia; Rodentia; Cricetidae. The transcript is spliced from 7 exons.
UGCAGAGCGGUUGCGGUGGUCCAGCAGUUUGCUGCCUGGUGGCUUGGCCAGCCUGACAUUCUGGCGACCGCCCCGCACCGAGAGAGUGUUCCGUGCGCCCGCGGCUCCAUGGCUGCGUCAGCCCGAGGCUCCAUCGACGUGAGUCUCGUGGUGGUAGUCCAUGGUGGCGGAGCCAGCAACAUCUCGGCCGACCGGAAAGAGCGGGUGCGCGAAGGCAUAGCCAAAGCAGCCACCGAGGGCUACAAAAUCCUCAAGGCCGGAGGGAGCGCGGUUGAUGCAGUGGAAGGAGCCGUAACUGUCCUGGAAAACGACCCAGAGUUCAACGCAGGUUGUGGGUCUGUCCUGAAUGUAAAAGGUGAUGUUGAAAUGGAUGCUAGUAUCAUGGAUGGGAGGGACCUGUCUGCAGGAGCGGUGUCUGCCGUGCGCUGUAUCGCAAAUCCCACUAAGCUUGCACGGCUUGUUAUGGAAAAGACACCUCAUUGCUUUCUGACUGGCCAUGGUGCAGAGAAAUUUGCAGCAGACAUGGGGAUUCCGGAGACUCCUGUAGAAAAACUGAUAACGGAGAGAAGCAAGAAGCACCUGGAAAAAGAGAAGCUUGAGAAGGGGGCCCAGAAAGCUGACUGCCCUAAAAACUCGGGAACCGUGGGUGCUGUUGCCUUGGACUGCAAAGGGAAUUUGGCCUAUGCCACCUCUACUGGAGGGAUUGUCAAUAAAAUGGUCGGCAGAGUUGGAGACUCGCCUUGCAUAGGAGCUGGAGGUUACGCAGACAAUAACAUUGGCGCCGUCUCAACCACAGGACAUGGAGAAAGUAUCCUGAAGGUGAAUCUGGCCAGACUCGCCCUCUUUCAUGUAGAGCAAGGAAAGACCGUAGAUGAGGCUGCUGAGUUGGCGUUGAAUUAUAUGAAGUCAAAGCUCAAAGGUCUAGGUGGCCUCAUCUUGGUGAGCAAAACAGGAGACUGGGUAGCAAAGUGGACCUCUGCCACCAUGCCCUGGGCAGCGGUGAAGAAUGGCAAGCUGCAGGCCGGCAUUGACCUUUGUGACACCAAGACCAUGACCAUUGACCUGUGCUAAAUCCCAGAAGAUUGUAAUCUGCUUGCUAACCUGGAAGUGAGGUUGAGCUGCCUGGUGUGGAGACCUAGCUCAAUCAAUUAGAUGUAGACAUGGAAAACUUACGCAGUCUGUCCCUCCUUUUGUUCCCUUGAUCAGUAAGGCAAUGAAUGUUUGGUUGAGGGUCAGAUUCUGAAGCCAUGAGAUGCCUGUGUUAAGACCAAUAAAGAUGGGAGCCUUAGGGAGCCCCUCUUUCCCAGUCUCCAUCGUGCAAGACUAGAAGGGAGCCGCUAGAUUUUGACCACAGAACUGCUUUGGGCCUGGGAGAACAGCAAACUUGCAGAGGCUAGCUUGGGAGGGUAUGGGAGGAAGCGCUGAAGAAAGGUGUUGGAGAGAAAGACCCAAGUCAGGUGAAGCUCAAAAUAUUGCAGAGUUCAUUCUGAGACACAAGAACACCUGGCGAGAUGUGCAGGGAGGAGUUCUUUUUCUGUGUGGGGGAUUGGAUCUUUCCAGAACAGAACACUCAAACUUCUCCAACACGUAUCUGGGUACUUGAGUCUCCAUGGUUGCCUGAAUUGUAGUCUAAUGAAGUCUGUGAAGUUUCUUAAUGUCAUGGGUUUUUUGUUUUUUGUUUUUUGUUUUUGUUUUUUUUUUUUUUGGCUCACAGGUGAGCUCCCAAAGCCAGCCCCACCUGACCCCAGUUCAAGUAGUCUUCACAUGGGCUUGGUUAGGCUCAUGACCUUUCCAACUUCUCCAGCAGCGGGUUGGCAGGUGGCUGGAGAGAUGACACUGACUCACUGAGGGAGUAGACUGCCAAUACUUGGGGACAGUCCCACACACGCUGAAUCAAAUGCUCAGGGGGUGAGAAUGACGCAGAGAGCAGGCUCCUCAAUGGAGAACGCCCCAUGCACUCAUCGUCACCCUGGAAAUGGCAUGUCUGCUGUGCUAUGUCGGCUCAGCUUUUUAGUCUAUCGGAGAUCCCCCUCUCUCUGGGAAGAAACUGGUUAACUUUAAAUCCCACAUGCCACUAAUAAAAUGUAUUUUUGAAAGAAUAAGUGUGGUUAGGUGUCACUGUUGACCAAGACCAGAACAGAUACAAGUCCCCCUCUUGGUCCCUCAGUGCAGGCAGGUAUAAGAGAUGAGGGGACCUUUCAAGGGUGGUAUGGAAGUGUGGUAUAUUCUGCCACGUGAAGUUCAGUGGGGACUUUUUUAGAAGCACUGAACUUGUUCUGAGUGUUUAGGGAGAAACAAAACUACCAUUUCCAAGCCUCAGCUAAACUCAUGACUCUCUCUGCCCAACGCUUUGCCCAGGUUCACAGCAGCUCCUGACCCAGGCCCCUCUGGUGAGCCUGAGGCUCUGCCAAUUAAGGAGAAGGGGAGGCCCUCAGAGUCAGAACUGAGCUUGCCGCUGCCCCUCCUCACUACCAGGGGACCCAGGGAAUGUUAACAUUCCAGAAUUUUUCAUCUAUGAAAAGCCUCUAGGACUCUGAAGUUUAAAACUUAGUGCAUCAUAAGGAUUCUCUGGACAAAUUUAGGAACUAUAGCCAGUCCCCAGUGUGAGGGCAGCUAUGCCUUUAUAAACCCCAAAGGCCCCAGCACGCAGUACCUGCUGAUGUAGCAGGAGGCGUUUUCUUAAGAAGCAUAUUUGUUUGCUAAUGCUGCUGCAACAAAAUGCCGUAGGCUGGGCGGCUUAAUUAUCAGAUUUUCUCAGUUCUGGACUAGAAAUUCAACAUCAAAAUAUGGGAUUUUUGUUUGUGUUUUGUUUUUGUUUUUUGCUUGUUUCUGGUUGGUUGGUUGGGGGGUGUUGUUUUGUUAGGGGUUUUUUGUAGUUUUUUUGAAACAGAAUCUCUCUGUAUAGUCCAAGCUCACCUUUGAGUUCUUAAUCCUUCAUCUUCAACCUCCCAAGAACAGAGACUACAGGCCUAUAAACAUGCACUACCCUGCCUGGCCACCUACUGUGAGGCUUUCUCUGAACACACAGAGCCCUCUUCUUACAGGGACACCAGUCACAUGAAUUCAGAUUUUCCCAAGCCCACAACACCCUCAUUUCAAGUUCAUCACUCCUUUGGUGUCCCUGUCCCCAGAUAUAAUCACAUUCUGAGUUACUGGGGAAGCAAGGGGCUUAGAGACCCAUCCUGUGAACUGAAGGAGUUACAGUAGACAAGCAGAACCUAGGGAGAUAAUAACAGCCACUGGAUACCUGGAAAGGGGGAUGGGAACAGAGGAGCCAAACGGAAGAUCUGACCUUGAGCGGCUGUGUUCUGCCACGCACAAGGAGGUAGCCCUGGUUAAAAGGCCACUCGAUCCUUUCCCACUCUGUAGCUUGCCUUUUUGUCUUCUUGACAGUGUCCAUUGUCUUACAGAAGUUUUUCAGUUUCAAGAGGUCCCAUUUAUUAAUUUGUUGAUCUCAGUGUCUUGCUACUGAUAUUCUAUACAGUUGUCUCCUGUGCCAAUGCAUUCACGAUCAAAAUAUAUAAAGAAUUCAAGAAACUUGACAUCAAAAAACCCAAUAAUUCAAUUAAAAAUGGGGUACAGAACUAAACAGAAUUCUCAAUAAAAGAAUCUCAAAUGGCUGAGAGACACUUAAAGAAAUGUUCAACAUCCUUAGCCAUCGGGGAAAUGAAAAUCAAAAUAACUCUGAGAUAUCAUUUUACAUCAGUCAGAAUGGCCAAGAUCAAAAGCACAAAUGACAGUUCACGCUGGAGAGGGUGUGGAGUGAGGGGAACACUCCUCCAUUCCUCCAUUGCUAGGGGGAGUGCAAACUUGUGCAGCCACUUUGGAAAUCAAUAUGGAGAAUUCUCAGAAAAGUAGGAAUCAGUCUACCUCAAGACCCAGCUAUACCACUCUUGGGCAUAUACCCAAGAUGUUCAACCAUUCCAUGAGAACAUUUGCUCAGCUAUGUUCAUGGCAGCUUAUAAUAACCAGAACCUGGGGGCUGGAGAGAUGGCUCAGUGGUUAAGAGCAUUGCCUGCUCUUCCAAAGGUCCUGAGUUCAACUCCCAGCAACCACAUGGUGGCUCACAACUAUCUGUAAGGAGAUCUGGCCCCCUCUUCUGGCCUUCAGGCAUACACACAGACAGAAUAUUGUAUACAUAAUAAAUAAAUAUUAAAAAAAAAUAAUAACCAGAACCUGGAAAAAAACCUAGAUGCCCCUCAACCAAAUAAUGGUACAUUUAUAUAAUGAAGUAUUACUCAACUAUUAAAAACAAUGACAUCAGGAAAUUUGAAGGUAAAUGGGUUGAACUAGAAAAAAAAUCCUGAGUGAGGUAACUCAGACCCAGAAAGACAAGCAUGGUAUGUACUCACUCAUAAGUGGAUAUUAGCUAUAAAGUAAAGGACAACCAUGCUACAGACCCAGAGAGGCUAGGUAACAAAGAGCGCCCAAGGCGGGAUGCAUGGAAUUCCCUGGGAAGGGGAAAUAGAAGAGCUCUCCUGUCUAGACUAGGGACUGGUAGAGAUGGAAACAUGAGGGAUUGGGUUGGGGAGAUGGAAAGGAGGGAAUAAUGAAAGACAUGUCUUGAUGAGGGGGAGGGAAAUUUUCCACAAAUUUACAAGGAACUGACUUUCUCCUGUAAUCAGAUUGGUAACUACCCCAAUUAUCAUCAGAGAGGCUUCAUCUAGUGACUGAUGGAAGCAGAUGCAGAGAUCCACAGCCAAGCACUGCGCCGAGCUCAGGGAAUUCUGAUGAAGAGAGGGCAGAAGGAUUGUAGGAGACACGGUAGUCAAGGUCAUCACACGAGGGAGCCCACAGAGGCAGCGAACCUGGGCUCCUGGGAGCUCACAGCUGGGUAGCCUGCCUGGGACUGACCUAGGCGCUCUCCGUGUGUGUGUGUGUGUGUGUGUGUGUGUGUGUGUGUGUGUGUGUGUGUGUGUGUGUGUUGUGAGACUCCUGGCUCUGGCUUCCAGGCUUUUCCUCGUACAGGGUUGCCUUUCCCAGCCUUUGCUUUCUUUGUUGGCCCCCAUGGGAGGCCUUCUCCUUUAUGAACAUAAACAGGAGGGGUGGAUGGGGGAAUUAAAGGAGAGGAGGGAGAGGCGACUGCAGGAGGGAUGUAAAAUAAAUGAAUAAAUUAAUAAAAUAAAAGACCACUAGAUACUCGGCUGUGAUUCUUGGGCUAAGCAACUGUGAUCCUGGGGUGCCUGAUGGUCAACCCCUUUGUGUAAAAUCCCAGUGUGUAUUUUUGCCUUGAGACCUUGUUU